UCUGCAUUGUGUCAAACUAGUGUACUAUUUAACUUUCUCCAUACUUAAAAGGUGCAGUAUUUGUCUAAAUAGACUAGUUAAUUCUUGAUAAAGAGUAGUUGAAGGAAUCUAGAUAAUAAUAUGAGGCUUUAUAUUGCUUUAUUAUUGGGUGAGUUGUGGUAGAAAUGAAUCAUGCGGACACUUUGUGAUGUUUGUGAAAGUGCUGCAGCCAUUCUUUUCUGUGCUGCAGAUGAGGCUGCCCUUUGCCGUGCCUGUGAUGAAAAGGUUCAUAUGUGUAACAAGCUUGCUAGUAGGCAUGUGAGAGUUGGAUUUGCUAAGCCCAACGAGGUUCCUCGUUGUGACAUAUGUGAAAAUUCACCUGCAUUCUUUUACUGCGACGUUGAUGGAAGUUCUCUUUGUCUGCAAUGUGACAUGAUGGUACACGUUGGUGGUAAACGAACACACAGUAGAUAUCUCCUGUUGAGGCAGAAAGUUGAGUUUCCAGGAGACAAGUCUGGGCCUACAGAGGAAUUAGCCAGGAAGACAUUAGAUCCCAGUGAAAAUAAGAGGGAUCAUAGUCACUCACCAAAGCCAAUGGUUAAAGACAAUCAACAAAAUCACAGGGGGUCUCCUAUCCUAAUUUCAGAUGGGAGUGCAGAUGGGCAUGGCGAGAAGGACAAAAUGAUCGACUUGAAUGUGAAGCCAAGUCAUUUUCAUGGUCACGCAUCUAAUCAGGACUAAAUCAUCUUCAGUGAUUGUUCCAGCCAGAUAUUCUAUGACCAAAUGUUUGUGAGGCGUCAAAUAGACCUCAUGUGGCAUGCAUGUUCCACCUUUGCGCAUAUGACUGAAGCUCAGUAGCCCAGAUUAGUAAUCGAACAACAUUUGGCAAUUAGUGUUAGAUAAAGCGCAAGUUCUGAAUGCGUUGAUUUUUCGCCAGUCUCAUGAUCAUUAUUUGCUUUAGGAUUUAGUUUUGCCAUUAAGACAACAUUGAAGAAACUGCCUGCUGAAAGUAGUUGAUGUAACUGAAGUUUAUGAUGAUUUUAGUAGAAGUUAUUGUUGAAAGUCAAGAGGGGGUGAAUUAAAAUUUCC
Solanum stenotomum is the source of this 1068-nucleotide messenger RNA. Its product is annotated as B-box zinc finger protein 19-like. Gene Ontology annotation, biological process: regulation of DNA-templated transcription; photomorphogenesis. NCBI's taxonomy places the organism in Eukaryota, Viridiplantae, Streptophyta, Magnoliopsida, Solanales, Solanaceae. The record is from RefSeq and is a predicted model, not a curated record. Gene Ontology annotation, molecular function: zinc ion binding. The transcript is spliced from 5 exons. Bases 172 to 720 code for a protein of 182 amino acids. Gene Ontology annotation, cellular component: nucleus.